AUGAUUACUCUCUUAAGUGGAAUAUUUUUGAUGGUCAUCUAAGUGAUGGCUAAAAAAUAGAAGGAUUUCUUAUUUGAUUUAAAGGAGGGUAAGUCAAUAUCAGUAGACCUCUCCACUAAAUAAGAUAAGGAUUAUUUAAUAUUAUAAUGCUCGUCCUUAAGAUGAUGAUAAGAAUAAUGAUUUAGGAGAAAUUCAAUUGAAAACUGUAGAUGACACACAUAAAAUAGAAGGCUUUUAUGAAAACGCAAUAUUUAAUUCCAAAACAAAUGAAAUCAAUUUAAAAUGUAUCACAUCUCCAUGUAAAGGAAGAAUAACAUUAGUAAAUAGUAAUGUAAUCUAAUUAUCAACUUAACUAUAAGAAUUGAGUUUGACACUAAAAUAACCAGCUUUGAUUGUAUAAAUAGAUCUUCCAAGUUAAUUUGAUAGAUUGGUGGGAGAAUUUAAAUUAUUGGAUGAUGAAUCAGACAAAAUAAAAAUAGAAGUAUUUGAUGAUAGAGCUAAAUUAUAUGGAGAUGAAGUUUAAUUAUUAGUAGCAUUAAGUAGUAAGGAUUGUGAAAAAUGCAAAGUAUUAGUUGUAUUAAGUGGAGAUUUAAAUUUAAAAUAAGAGACUAUUAUUAGUUCUUAAUUGUAUUUAUAUAGAGAAAUUCAAGAUAUUGAGAUUAAUUAGGAGAUAUAAGAUUAUCUUUUUGAGAGAAAUUAGAAUGAAUAUAGAAUUAAAUUACCAUCUUCAUAUAAUAUAAUAUAAAUUGGUAUUCUUAGUGAUUUAUUACCUCUCAUUAGAGUAACUAAUAAUCAAGAUAUUGAGAUCUUUAAUUCAUAAGUACCUAUUUAAAUUUAAUAAAAAGGAUAAACUUAUCAUAUCCAUUUAAGAAAAAACAGAAAUUAAUAAUAAUAAUGAAUUUAUUAUUAAAUUAAAUAAAGGAGGACCUUUAAAAUAUUUAUUAGUUGUUAAAAUUUUAGAUGAACCUAUUCUUUAUAAUAAUUAAAUUAUUCUUGCAACCAUUUUAGAAAAAGAAUCUCAUAUUUAUUCAUUUAAAACAAGUUAUAAUGAUUAAGAAAUUGGUGUAUUUUUAAAAUAUUUUGAAAUAGGAAUGAAUUCUUUAAAAGUAGGAGAAUGCCAUGGAAUUUGCACUACAAAUACAGAAGAUACACAUAAUCUAAGAUUUCAUUAACAUGAACAAAAUCCAAGUGUUUAUGUGACACCAGAAUGUGCUAGUAAGGAUUAAUAAGGAUUUGCAGAUUUUAAAUAUAAAUUAUUAAUGAAAUUAAAAAUACUUAUAUUUUAUCUACAGCAAGUUAAAUAAAUCAUAAUAUUAUCAAAUCAGAUAUAUCAUAUAGUAAUUAUUUAGAUAAGUAAUAAUAAGAAAAUUUAAUUAUUAAAUAUUAACAUCAAAUUGAAGAUGUGGAAUUAAUAUUUACAGUUAAUACACAUAAUAUUAUAUAUAUGAUUAGUAAAGAUAGUAGUUGUUAUCCUGUAAGAUAAGAAUGUGCCAAAUAUAUUGGUGGUUCUGAUCAUUUAGUUAUACUCAGAGGAGAUUAAUUAAAGCAUACUUAAUUUUAUGUAACUCUGACUGCAAGAGAAACUACAUUCUAUUAAUUUUAGAUUAAAGUAUAAAAAUAAUCAGAUAUAGAUCUUAAAAUAAUUAAAGAAGAUGAAACUUAUCGGGGAGUCUUAUCAUUUAUUAAUGGAUAACAAAAAAUUCAUUAUUUUAGAAUAAUUAUUUCUAAAUAGUUAGAUUAAAAUAUUGAAGUCAUCCAAGAUCAGGAUUCUUUACCAACUAUUGAAUUUGCAAUACAUUCAUCAAGAAUGUAAGUUGCACUUGUUUUAAGUAAGGGUAAUCAACUACCAUCUUUAGAAUAAUAUGAUUUGAUCACUCAAAAUAAUUAUCUAUCUAUUUCACCUUAAGACAAAUAUUAUAUAAAUUAAGGAAACUAUACUAUUGGGAUUCUCAAUUUUUAUGACACAGCAAUAGAUAAGGAAUCAUGUAUACAUUGAAUUAUUCAACAAGUAGAACAGUUAAAACUUUACAUGUUGGUUAAUAAUUUGUAGAUAUGGCAUAUGGAAGGAAGAGUAAAUACUAUAGUUUUUAUUAUAGUAAAAAUACAUCAUCAUUUAAAUUAGUUUGUAAGGUAAGGAUGCUCAAAAUUUGAUAUUGAAAGUAACUAAUGUAAAUCUCAUUAAAUUCUUAAGGACCCAUAUAUUAUAAGAAAGAACAUUCUAGUACAAUAGGAAUAUAUUUACUUUUUUUAUUAAUUUUUCUUACUUAUAACUUUAAAGUUAUAAUUAAUUUAAUAUGAUAAUUAUGAUAUGUACAUUGUUAUUGGAAUAACUUUAAUUAAAUAAAUUAUGUUUAGAUGGAUUAGGAGAAGAAUAGAAGGAAGAAGAAGAAGAAGAAGAGGAUUAAAAUGCAGUAUUGUUUUGUUAAAGUUAAGUAAUUGUUGAGAAUAAGGGAUAAGAGAAUAUUUUAUAUUAAUUGAAUAUAUGGAAUCCUGAGUCAAGGAUAGAAAUGAAGGAUGGUCAAUAAUAUUAAUUUAAUUUAGAAUACUUAUCAAAACAAACAUUUUUAUAUUAUAAAAUUAUUUCUAAUGAUACUGAAGUUUAAUUAAAUAUUAAUUCACAUUAUGGUUAUACUAGAUAUUAAAUAGAAAUUAUUGAUACUUAAAAUUAAUAAACUAUUUCUUUAUAUGCAAAAGAGGAAUACAAAACAUAACAUUCUAAAAGUAUUUAUAAGAGUGCAUUUGAAUUUUGUAAGAAGAAUUGUUUAUUAAAAAUUUCACUUGAGGCAUAGCAAUAAUAAUAUAAUAUUACUCAAAUUGGUAGAAGUUUAGAUUUUGAUGAUUUGGUAUAUGUGACAGUUACUUAAGAAUUUAUGGAUAUACAAACAGGAAUUCCAAUUUAAAUACAAGUAAAUUAAGAUUCUCCUAGAAAAUUCAUUUAUAGUUAAUUAAAUGAAAUAUCAACUGAAUCAAAAAUGAAAUUAAUUUUACAUGAAAUUUAUGGUAAAGGUACUAUUUGUUUAUCAUUCAAUGAUGAAAAUAAUUAAAAUUUAGAAAUGUGUGAAUUCUAAAUAUUAGGAAAUGUAUUAGAAUUAACAUAAUAAUAAAUUUAAUAGAAAUUAAAUGAAUUUAAACUUAAUCAAAAUCCUUAUAUAAUAAUAAAAGUAUUUUCAUUAGUAAGUACUAGUAAAUUUUAAUUAUAAUUAGAAAUAUUUAAUGAUAAAAAUAAUCAUAAAUUAGUUUUAGGAAUUCCUACAAGAAUUAAAAUGAAUAUUCAAGAGGAAUAUUUUUAUUAAUAUUUCAAUAUAUAAAGUAAUGAUGAUUUAUAUUUUAAAUUCAUAAAAAUGUAAGGUUAAACAUAUAUUGAAGUGAGUAGAUGUUUAGAUGAUAUUAAAAUAGCAUGCGAAUAAGAAAUAAUAAUAAAUGAAUAAUUAUUAGCAGGUCAAUCCUAUAGUCAACAUAUUAUACAUAAAUAAGAUACAAAAAGAUAUUGUGAAUUAUGUACAUAUAAUAUAAAGAUCAAAACUACUGAUAUCUCUUUAGAUUUAUUAGUAGUAAUUACAUCAUAAUUAAACUUUGUUCAAUUACUUUAGAAUAUAGCAUUUACUGAUUUUUUGGAUGGUCCAGAUGAUUAUAAUAUUUAUCAUUAUUCAUAUGAUACAGAUCACCAAAUAGAAAUAUAAAUCAAUUAAUAUAAUUGUGAUACCUAAAUGUGGAUUGGAUAUCAUGCAGAUUUGAAUAGUUCAAACUAUUUUUAUGGACCAUAUAAUACAAUUAAAUAAAUGAAAUUAAUGAAUAUUACAGAAUUAAUUUCUUAUUAUUAAGCCAUCAUACCUCCAAGAUAACAUUUAGAAGAGAAUAAUAAAGAUUAUAAAAUAACUUCAUAAAUUAAUGGAAAUCAAACUCUUUUAGGUCACUAUAAUGAUGAUGAUAUUUAUAUUAUUGUUAAAAGCAAUUAAUAAAGACAAACUAAUUAUUCUAUUAUUGUUACUUAAUCUACAACAGGAAAUGGUUAAUUAUUACAGGAUGGAAUAAUAACAUCAGCAUAUUUGAUUAAACUUACACCUUCAAUAACAUUUUAUCAUUAAUAAAAAAAUUAAUCAUAAUAACUAUAAUUAUUUGUCAAAGUAAAUCCAUAUGGAAAUAUAAAUAAUUUAUCAUAUGAAAAUUAUUUCAAAAUAGAAGUAUCUAAUGAAACAUAAACAAAUAAUUUUACUAUUAUUCAUGCUUUCUCAAUUCGUAAUAAUUAAUUAACUUAUAUUCUUCCAGUACUUGAAGGUAUGCUUACAAUAAAAAUACAUAGUUUAUUAGAGAUUACUACUAAUGAAUUCAAUCAUGUAGAAUAUUCUUUCAAUCCAAGAGGAGAUAUUAUACCUAUUCCUAAAUAACCAUAAUUUAGACUUUAUUAUUUUUCAAAUAAUUAUUUAAAUAGAAUAGAUUUAUAGAUAAGCAUUGUUGGUUAGGAUGUAUUUAUGAUAAAUCAGAAUUCUAAUCAAAUAGAUUAGAUAGUUGAUUACAGACCAAAAUAUAAUGAAUCAUAUAUUCAAGGAGAUGGUAAAUUAGAAAUUCAAGUUUAUAAUUGUCUUGGAGAUUUGAAUGUUUCUAUAACUUAAGAUUAUGAUUAAUUUUUAAAGAAUUCAUAUAAUGGAAUUAAGAAUACUUUGGAAUGA
Paramecium pentaurelia is the source of this 4667-nucleotide messenger RNA. NCBI's taxonomy places the organism in Eukaryota, Ciliophora, Oligohymenophorea, Peniculida, Parameciidae. The record is from the annotation of a GenBank genome assembly.